GUAUUGGGCAGAGAACUUUAUAGGAGGUCAAGGGGUAUUUUGAACUGCUUUAGUGUCCUAGUUAGGGCUUUGGCACCGAGCUAGUAAAGAAAAAGGGGCUCUUCGUCUUCAACGAUCAGCCAUGGCGGACGACGACUACAUGGAUGAAUUGCCGGGAUAUGAAGAUGAGCCGGAGCCUGAGAUAGAGGAAGGCAUUGAGGAGGAUGUUGAGAAUAAUAACAAUGAGGAUGCUCCUGGAGAACCCAUUGAAACUGAGGAUAAAGAAGAUCAGGAACCUGUGGAGCGUCCUCGUAAAACUUCAAAAUAUAUGACAAAGUACGAGCGUGCCAGAAUUUUGGGAACUCGUGCUCUGCAGAUCAGCAUGAAUGCUCCUGUGAUGGUUGAGUUGGAGGGCGAGACAGACCCACUUGAGAUUGCUAUGAAGGAACUCAGAGAGCGGAAAAUACCUUUCACCAUCCGUCGCUACCUCCCUGAUCAAAGUUACGAAGACUGGGGAGUGGAUGAACUGAUUGUGGAAGACUCAUGGAAGAGGCAAGUGGGAGGUGAUUGAUCAACUGGCAUUUGAUCGUUGCCGGCAGUAUGAUGUCACUGUUAACUCUAAGUCACUCCCUUGAAACACUGGAUUAUCAGUUAAUCAUUACCAGAUGAUGCUUCCAAAUAUGUAAUCUAUGCAACAAUUGGUGUGUCCCUGGAACAAGAUGAUCGGCUACUGUGUUUUAUUGUGCUCGAUUCUGAACUCAUCUUGUUGUUUGAACAUCUCUCCUAGGUUAAAUUUAUGUCUUUGAGUUGGGGAUUAGAUUUCAAAUCUUUUAUUAAAUCUAAAAGAUUUCUUAACAUUAGUUGAUCAUUAAUGAAGAUGAGAUUUUAUUUA
Jatropha curcas is the source of this 871-nucleotide messenger RNA. RefSeq names its product RNA polymerase Rpb6 (gene NRPB6A). The record is from RefSeq and is a predicted model, not a curated record. Gene Ontology annotation, cellular component: RNA polymerase I complex; RNA polymerase II, core complex; nucleus. NCBI's taxonomy places the organism in Eukaryota, Viridiplantae, Streptophyta, Magnoliopsida, Malpighiales, Euphorbiaceae. Gene Ontology annotation, molecular function: DNA binding. Gene Ontology annotation, biological process: transcription by RNA polymerase I; tRNA transcription by RNA polymerase III; transcription by RNA polymerase II.